Molecule: messenger RNA, 2419 nt
Organism: Oryza brachyantha (malo sina)
Lineage: Eukaryota; Viridiplantae; Streptophyta; Magnoliopsida; Poales; Poaceae
Product: probable methyltransferase PMT23
Exons: 8
Coding region: 129-2177 (682 amino acids)
Cellular component (GO): endosome; cytoplasm; trans-Golgi network
Molecular function (GO): methyltransferase activity
Source: RefSeq, a predicted model, not a curated record
CACCGUCUGCAAUUCCGCACUCUCCCCGCUUCCUUCCCCGGCCACGGCGGCGAGGCCAUCGCCGCCGUCGGCGAUCUCGCCCCGCUCCAUUCCGUUUCUCCCGUUUCUAAUCCCCAACCGGAGCAGAAAUGGCCAUCUCCUCUGCUCUCUCCUUCCUCUCUGAUCGCAAGCGCCCUGUCGUUGUUUCCGUCUUCCUCUUCCUCCUCCUCUCGUCGCUCUUCCUCCUCUUCAGCCCCGCCCCUGCCGCGCUUCCCUUCUUCUCCUCCCCCUCCUCUCACCUCUCCUCCUCCUCCUCCUCCUCGUCCUCUCCUAGCACCGUCGCCGCAUCGCCUCCCCAGACUCCAAUUUCUGUCCCCGCCGACGCAUCUCCACCGGAGAACCCAGUAAACGCGUCCGGUGGGAGCAACGCUGGCGCCACGGCCGGACCGCCCCAUCUGGGGCUCGCCGCACCCACCAGAGACAUCUCCGCGUACGCUCCUCGGCCAGAUCGCAGCACGCCCGUUGCCGCCGUCGAAGUGGGUGGAUCGGCAGACGCCAACGGAACCAGCAGGGGCGCCUCGGCCGGAGGCGAUGGAGCAGCUGGUGCGGCGAUGCCGUCGUGGGAGGCGUGCGAGGUGGGGAUGGGAGUGGUGGCCGCCGACUACAUACCGUGCCUGGACAACGUGAAGGCGGUCAAGGCGCUGAAGUCGCUGCGGCACAUGGAGCACCGGGAGCGGCACUGCCCGACGGCGCCAAGGCCGAGGUGCCUCGUGCCGCUGCCCCUGGGGUACCGGUCCCCCUUGCCGUGGCCGCGCAGCCGUGACAUGAUUUGGUACAAUAAUGUCCCUCAUCCAAAGUUAGUGGAAUACAAGAAGGACCAGAACUGGGUUAGGAAGUCUGGUAAUUAUUUUGUUUUCCCUGGAGGUGGAACUCAAUUUAAAGCUGGUGCGACUAGAUACAUUCAAUUUAUUGAACAGAUCAUGCCAAAUAUUCAAUGGGGGACCCAUACAAGAACUGUCCUGGAUGUUGGAUGUGGUGUGGCCAGCUUUGGUGGAUACUUGCUUGACAGGAAUGUCAUCACUAUGUCUUUUGCACCAAAAGAUGAACAUGAAGCUCAGAUACAGUUUGCACUUGAACGUGGAAUUCCAGCACUGCUGGCAGUGAUUGGAACACAAAAACUUCCAUUCCCCGAUAAUUCAUUUGAUGUGAUCCAUUGUGCAAGGUGUAGGGUCCACUGGUAUGCUGAUGGUGGAAAACCAUUAUUAGAGCUUAAUAGAGUGCUCAGGCCUGGAGGAUACUACAUCUGGUCUGCAACUCCUGUCUAUCGUCGUGGCAAAAGAGAUGAAGAUGACUGGAAUGCGAUGGUUGUUCUGACUAAAUCAAUUUGCUGGAGGACAGUAGUAAAAUCUAAGAAUGUUAAUAAGAUUGGUGUUGUUAUAUAUCAGAAGCCGACCUCAAAUUCUUGCUACCUCGAGAGAAAAAACAAUGAGCCACCUCUAUGCUCUGGGUGGGAAGGAUCACAUUCCCCUUGGUACGCACCUCUUGAUAGUUGCCUUUCAUUACCUGCUGUGUCAAGUUCAGGUGAAGGAAGCAGCUGGCCCAUUUCCUGGCCAGAAAGGCUUAACAUCAAAUAUUCAACUACAUCUGACAACUCUUCUAGUCAGUUUUCUCAAGAAGAAUUUGAUUCUGACACAAAGCACUGGAAGGACCUUGUUUCAGAAGUAUAUUUCAGUGAGUUUGCAAUUAAUUGGUCUACCGUUCGCAAUGUCAUGGAUAUGAAUGCUGGUUUUGGAGGAUUUGCGGCAUCACUCAUUCAUCAACCUUUAUGGGUUAUGAAUGUUGUUCCAUUUGAUCAUCCAGAUACCUUGCCUAUAAUUUUCAACAGAGGUUUGAUUGGGGUAUAUCAUGACUGGUGUGAAUCCUUUAAUACAUAUCCCCGGACCUAUGAUCUUGUUCACAUGAGUUAUCUCCUUCAAGGCCUCACAAAUAGGUGUGAUAUCACUGAAGUAGCAGCAGAAAUCGAUAGGAUACUUAGACCUGGAAAAUGGUUCGUGUUGCAAGACACUGAGCAAGUGAUUGGAAAAAUGGAUCCAGUUCUUCGUUCUUUGCAUUACAAGACUGCAAUUGUGAAGCAACAAUUUCUUGUCGCCUCAAAGGGCUUCUGGCGCCCAGACAGUGCAGGUUCCGAGUCAAGAUGAUUCAUGCUUCUUCUUCAGUUGCUGACUUGCUAUUGGUAAAAAUUAAGUGAAUAUUCAUUAAAUUCUAUUACCUGGGUUCUGCGCAUAGCAUAGAUAACACACAUUAGCCCCCAUAUCGACGGUUAGUUCGUUUUUCUGUUUGUAGUUAGUCGUGCAUAUUAACCUUCGGCCUUCUUCCUUUGUUUGGGGGUGCGAAUUAAAGAACUUUUGGCUAUAGCAACAGAUUGUGCAUUUUGAAAACC